Molecule: messenger RNA, 3429 nt
Organism: Platichthys flesus (European flounder)
Lineage: Eukaryota; Metazoa; Chordata; Actinopteri; Pleuronectiformes; Pleuronectidae
Product: tenascin-like
Exons: 11
Coding region: 223-3429 (1068 amino acids)
Molecular function (GO): protein binding
Source: RefSeq, a predicted model, not a curated record
AAGAUGACAGAGCUGUCAGCACUCUGAGAGAUACAGACUGGUGAGAACAUUUGCCAGGGCUGCCUGAUAAGACUCUACUACUUCUUAGAUUUUCCAAUCAGAUGAGAGGCUGUGAGCAUUGUGUGUGAGGACUCAAGACCAGGAAACCCAUUUGCUAGCUGAAAAGACUAUUCUCCACUCCAGCUGCUUCUUUACCAGAAGACACGGAGCCAGGGUGUCAUCAUGUGGAUGAAAGGCUUCGUUUUAGGCUGCAUGACUGUGGCACUGCUGAUUCAGCUUUCCACGGCCGGCCUGGUGAAGGUCAUCCGCCAUCGCCGAGAGACUCUGAUGCCCAAGAAAACGGAGGAGAACCUCACUCUGCCCCACCCUGACCAGCCCGUAGUGUUCAACCACGUCUACAACAUCAACGUCCCCUCCGUGUCCCUCUGCUCAGUGGAUCUUGACUCACCCGUAGGCCCAGAGCUCAAACAAAAGCCAAACCCAAUGGACAUGCAGAACAGCGAGCACAUGGAGCAUACUGUGGAUGGCGACAAUCAGAUUGUUUUCACCCACCGCAUUAAUAUCCCCAAGCAGGCAUGCGGUUGCAACAACCAGCUGCCAGACAUCAAGGAUAUCCUGAACAGGCUGGAGAUGCUUGAGUCAGAGCUGUCUAGUCUGAGGGAGCAGUGCAGCAGCGGGGCAGGAUGCUGUGGAGCUCAAGUUACAGGUGAAGUAUCCACAAAACCCUACUGUAAUGGCCAUGGGAACUGGAGCACUGAAACUUGCAGUUGCACAUGUGAGCCCGGAUGGAAGGGUCACAACUGCACUGAACCUGAGUGCCCCAAUGACUGCCAGGACCAGGGACGAUGUGUGGACGGAAAAUGUGAAUGCUUUGAGGGCUUUGGUGGGGAUGACUGUGCUAUUGAGCUCUGCCUAAUGGACUGCGGUGACUACGGCCACUGUAUUGACGGCUCCUGCCUAUGUGAGGAGGGCUUCCUUGGUUUGGACUGCACCCAGACCAACUGCCUUAACAACUGUCUGGGCCGUGGACGCUGCGUAGAGGAUGAGUGUGUUUGCGAUGAGCCAUGGACGGGCUUCGACUGCUCCGAACUCAUCUGUCCAAAUGACUGCUAUGACCGCGGACGCUGCAUUAACGGCACCUGCUACUGUGACCAGGGCUUCACUGGGGAAGACUGCGGCAAUCUCACAUGUCCAGGCAACUGUAACAAUCGUGGCGCUUGUGUGAAUGGUGAGUGUGUGUGCCAGACUGGCUACAUUGGAGAAGACUGCUCAAAGCUCACUUGUCCCGCAAAUUGCAACGAGAGAGGCCAUUGUUUCAAUGGGAAAUGCAUCUGUGAUCCAGGAUUUGAGGGUGAGGAUUGCUCGAUUCUUUCAUGCCCUGACAACUGUAGCAACAGGGGAAAGUGCAUUAAUGGAGAAUGCGCAUGUGACUUGGGAUACCAAGGUGAGGACUGUAGCGAGCUGUCGUGCCGCAACAAUUGCCAAGACCGGGGUCGUUGCAUUGAUGGACAGUGCAUAUGUAACAAGGGAUACACUGGGGAGGACUGCAGUAUCAAGACCUGUCCAAAAGACUGCAUGGGACGUGGAGAAUGCAUUGACGGCAAGUGUCAAUGCUUCGCUGGCUUCAAAGGUAAAGACUGCGGUGAGCUGACCUGCCCGAAUGACUGCCUGGACCGUGGUCGCUGCGUGAACGGACAAUGCGUUUGUCAUAAAGGUUUUGCUGGUGAGGACUGCAGUGAGAAGACGUGUCCCAAGAACUGUCUUGAAAGAGGUUACUGUGUGGAUGGUAACUGUGUGUGUUACGAGGGUUUCACUGGACUGGACUGCUCCACACUGACCUGUACCGGAGACUGUCAGAACCAGGGACGCUGUGAGAACGGAGUCUGUAUCUGUGAUGAGGGCUUCAUUGGAGAGGACUGCUCUGAGGUCUCACCACCCAAGGACCUUAAAGUGAUAGAGGUCACCCCUGAGACAGUGGACCUAUCCUGGGAAAAUGAGAUGCGUGUUACCGAGUACCUGAUCACCUACGCGCCCACAGCAGCAGGAGGCCUGGAGCUAGACAUGCGUGUGCCUGGGGAUCAGAAGUUGGCCACCAUUCGGGAGCUCGAACCUGGCAUUGAGUACCUGAUCAGUGUCUUUGCUGUUCUUAGCAACAAGAGGAGUGUUCCUGUCAGUGCAAGGGUGGCCACACAUCUGCCUGAGCCUGAAGGACUCAAGUUCAAGUCAGUUCGGGAGUCGUCAGUUGAGGUACAGUGGGACCCACUGGACAUUCCCUUUGACGGAUGGAACAUCAUCUUCAGGAACACAAAAGAGGAGGAUGGUGAGAUUCUUAACUCCCUUGGCCGUCCAGAGACCACCUUUGAGCAGUCGGGCCUGGGCCCUGGCCAGGAGUACGAGGUCAAACUGGAGGUGGUGAAGAACAACAAGCGUGGACCUCCUUCCUCUAAGAACGUCGUCACAAGGAUUGAUGCCCCUAGUCAGGUGGACGUACGUGAUGUGACAGAGACCACAGCGCUGGUGACCUGGUUCCAGCCUGUAGCCCAUGUUGAUGGCAUCAGCAUCUCCUACGGGCCUAGUUCUAACCCUGCUGACCGCAGCAUAGUAGAGCUGACCUCCACUGACACACAGUACCACCUGGGUGGCCUCAUCCCCGACACCCAGUACGAGGUGUCUCUGACAGCUCGGAUGGGCGAAAGGACCAGUAUUCCUGUUUAUGAAACUUUCCUCACAGACCUGGACGCCCCCAGAGACCUGCAGAUGGUGGAGCUGACAGACCAAAGUAUUACCCUUGAGUGGAAGAACAGUCAAGCUCAGGUGGAGAACUAUCGCAUCAAGUACGGACCUCUGUCUGGAGGCGAUCACGGAGAGAUGCUCUUUCCUCCAGGACCCAAAGAAACCACCCAGGCCAAGAUCACAGGCCUGAGACCUGGCACGGAGUACGGGAUGGGUGUCACUGCGGUGAAGGAUGAGCGGGAGAGUCUGCCCACGACCACCAACGCAGUGACUGCCCUGGAUGCUCCCAAGGACCUGACUGUGACGGAGGUGACAGAGACCACUAUAAUGCUGGAGUGGAAGCUCCCGCUGGCCAAACUCGACUCCUACAGACUGGUCCAUGUCUCCGCUGACGGCCACAGGGCUGAGGAGGUGCUCCCAGGCAGCUCUGAGUCUCACACCCUGAGGGGCCUGACACCUGGCAUGCUCUACACCAUCAGUAUCAUUGCUGAGCGCGGCCGCAGGACCAGUGCUCCGGCAACCAUCUCUGCGCCCACAGACUUGGGCUCACCCAAGGGCAUCCGCUUCUCUGAUGUCACCGACACAUCCGCCACCGUUCACUGGGCAGUUCCAAGAGCUCGGGUGGACAGCUACAGGGUCACAUAUGUGCCUGCUCAUGGAGGUCAGUGUUCUCAUGUGUGGACAACAGUCAACUGA